Messenger RNA from [Torrubiella] hemipterigena, 758 nucleotides. NCBI's taxonomy places the organism in Eukaryota, Fungi, Ascomycota, Sordariomycetes, Hypocreales, Clavicipitaceae. The record is from the annotation of a GenBank genome assembly.
UAUCUGGCAUUAAUUUGCGGAAGCUGGGCCAUAUAAAUGUACCUAAGACAAGCAAACAUCUCCCCCUUCCUGUCGUUUUACCACCACCAACUUACACCAUGAUGAUCUCGAAAUACCCAUUGCUCGCCUUGGCUACCGCCGGCUGGCUCGUAGAAGGGAAAAUAUGCAGCGACCAGAAUAAGAUAGCUGGGGUUAUGAGCGAAAUCAAAACCAUUCGUUCUCACAGCGUGGCCGAUGCAGAGGCGAUCCCCUACGCACCCGAAGCGUAUAGAGUCUUCACCAUCACCCCCAAUGAGACAAAGCCAGUUUCUGUCUUUGUUCCAGCUGGAGUUGAUGCUCUGACGACGCGCGCAGUCCUGGUCUCGCUGGGCACCCUGUUAGAAGCCGGAGUCCCUCAAGGUUCCGACCACUACAGUGUAAAUCCGAAUGGAACGGUCACGGUCGAUUAUAUUCAAACCGACGGUAUUGCUCUGCAAAAGGUGGACGUGCGUGAGAUUCAUAGCUUCAACAGUGACUGUCAGAUCACUGGCAUCACGGGCUACGUGCGUGGCAAUGUGGAGGCCUUCCUAGGAGAUUUGAAUAUUCCAAAGCUCUUUAGUGAAGCAAAAGCGAGUGCAUAGUGUAUUCUGGUAAUUUUUAUUUUGCUGGGCUACAUGUGUAAUAGGCCUCCAGGACAUUUGUGUAGAUAAGAUAGAAUACAAAGCAUGCCAUGCACUUUUUCUCCUCUACAGCAUUCGGUUAACCUUGGUAUGGACUCG